Peromyscus maniculatus bairdii (prairie deer mouse) is the source of this 2303-nucleotide messenger RNA. The record is from RefSeq and is a predicted model, not a curated record. NCBI's taxonomy places the organism in Eukaryota, Metazoa, Chordata, Mammalia, Rodentia, Cricetidae.
GGCAGCCGUGCGCCGCCGGGAACUAGGAGGAAGGGUCCCCGGUGGGUGGAGCAGCCGGGGACGGGGCCGUGGGCUUCCCUCGGGCGACCCGCCACUGCGGUGACCCUGAGUUCUCUGCGAGCAUGGGCGGCGGAGCUCUGGAGAAACAAGAAGAAGCCCCCGGAAGUCGUCUCGUCUUGGCUGCACGCUCUGGGCUCGUUCCAGCAGAGGAAAAGAAAUAGGAAGUGACGUCUCGGCCCGGAGCAGGCCGGGCUCUGAGGACCUCACCCGAUCCGCUGCCGGCCCUGGCCCGGCGGAGCCGCCCCUGCGGUCUCGGGGGCGUCGUGCCACCCGCCGGACGGUCCCCGGCCCCGGGAUCCGCUCGCCGCUCGAGUGAGUGGAGGCUGCGGCGACCGAGCGGGAACGCCCGCCGGGACACCUGUCGCUUGGGAGACGUCUUUCAGUUUUGUGUUAUUUUUUUAAUAGCACCUUUCUCCUCCCGUAGGACAAUUUCAAGAGUCAGGAAGAACGGGGAGCCCCUGCGAUUAGCUUCCCCUGGGUCGGGGCCCACUGCCCGCAUUUAGACUCUCCGACCUUCCCUGAGCUCUGGCAGGGGCUGCAAAGAACAUUGGAGAUGACUGUUUUUCCACCAUUUUAUAAAGGAUUGAGUCUCGGGAAAUUUAUGCAGUGGGUGUGUCCAGCGCAUCUAAUUAGCAGAUGUUGAGAAUGGAGAACCAAAUCCAAUUAGAAAAUGUGAGAAAGAAAAUGCAAAAAGAAAUUGUUCCAAUUAAGAUCAGAAAAUAGCUAUGUAACACCAGAUACUUUAAUAACCCAGUUCCAAGAAUACACUGGAAAACACCCUUUAAAAACUAAGAGGGAUCCAUGAAGAAAUGUUUUAAUUAUUAAAACCAUGGCUACAUCAGCAAAUCUGGACAUUGGGGCCCAGCUGAUCGUGGAAGAGUGUCCCAGCAGCUAUGGUCUCUCUGGCAUGCCAGACAUCAAAAUAGAGCACCAGCUGGACCCAAAUGCAGAAGAAGCGUCAGCUCAGGGUGUUGCCAUGGGAAUGAAAUUCAUAUUGCCAAACCGAUUUGAUAUGAACGUAUGUUCUCGAUUUGUGAAGUCCUUAAAUGAAGAGGAUAGUAAAAAUAUUCAAGAUCAAGUUAACUCUGACCUGGAGGUGGCGUCUGUCUUAUUUAAAGCUGAGUGCAAUAUCCAUACAUCUCCUUCUCCUGGAAUUCAAGUAAGGCAUGUCUACACCCCCUCUACAACAAAACAUUUCUCACCCAUAAAACAGUCAACUACUCUCACCAACAAGCACAGGGGAAAUGAAGUCUCUACCACACCUCUGUUAGCAAAUUCCUUGUCUGUUCACCAGUUGGCAGCUCAGGGAGAAAUGCUCUACCUGGCUACUCGUAUUGAACAAGAAAAUGUUAUCAAUCACACGGAUGAAGAAGGAUUCACUCCCCUGAUGUGGGCUGCGGCACACGGGCAAAUAGCUGUGGUGGAGUUCCUGCUUCAGAAUGGUGCAGAUCCCCAACUUUUAGGAAAAGGUCGAGAAAGUGCCCUGUCAUUGGCCUGUAGUAAAGGCUACACGGAUAUUGUCAAAAUGCUGCUUGACUGCGGAGUUGAUGUAAAUGAGUAUGACUGGAACGGAGGGACACCUUUGCUUUAUGCUGUCCAUGGGAAUCAUGUGAAGUGUGUAAAGAUGCUGUUAGAAAAUGGAGCUGACCCAACAAUGGAAACAGACUCUGGAUACAACUCUAUGGAUCUAGCUGUAGCUUUGGGCUACAGAAGUGUCCAGCAGGUCAUUGAGUCACAUCUGCUGAAGCUGCUUCAGAACAUCAAGGAGUGACGCAGCGCUCAGAAGAUGCCAUCUGCCCUUCUCCUCACUCCUCGGUCCUUCUAAAUGAUAGUUUUGUUUACAUGUAAAUUUUUACCUCGGUUGCAAUAUUUGCUGGUUUUUAGUGAGUUUUAAUAAUUAUUCCUCUGAAUAAUUCACUGGUUUAUAAUGAAAUUAAUCCUGAUUUUUAAAAAUAAAUGUGUUUUACUAUAUAUUUAAAGUUAUAAAUUAAUGUUUUAUGGCAUGGAAACUUUUAUGGUACAGGUGGUUAUGUGUCUUUGUAUCAAGUACCACAGUUUGACGCUUUGAGAAAUAAAUUCUACCUUGUUGAUCUUCAUUCCUGUAUUAACUCUUUGACUUUGCACAAGGCUCACUGUAAGUCUUUGGGGGGGGGGGGGAAAUAAUGUUCUUGUUGAAUUCAAAAGUACACAGUGUGAUGGUUUACAAAAUCAUGUUUAAAUAAAAUACUUUCUGUCUGUUUGCA